This is a messenger RNA of Cyclopterus lumpus (lumpfish), 5064 nucleotides long. RefSeq names its product pleckstrin homology-like domain, family B, member 1a (gene phldb1a). Lineage: Eukaryota; Metazoa; Chordata; Actinopteri; Perciformes; Cyclopteridae. Gene Ontology annotation, biological process: regulation of microtubule cytoskeleton organization. The record is from RefSeq and is a predicted model, not a curated record. Bases 143 to 4228 code for a protein of 1361 amino acids. Gene Ontology annotation, cellular component: basal cortex. The transcript is spliced from 25 exons. Gene Ontology annotation, molecular function: protein binding.
UCCCUGGAUCAGACUCUUAACACCUGAUUUACCACUAGACACAGCUAAGGAGACUCGCUGCAUCGAAGGGGUUUGGUCUCCAGCCUCCUCCUCUAAACAUCAGGAUCUUCAUGUGUCAGAUAAGUCUGACAGUCCAGAAGAGAUGGAGCGCGUGAGCAGGAGCAAAGGCGAACAUGGGAGACAGACGCAUCAGGUCUUACAGAGCACUCCUUUAGACCUGUUUGAGACAGGCAAGUCCCUGAAAGUUCAGGCAGAGCGCCCCCACCUGGUUAGUUUGGGGAGUGGACGCUUGAGCACAGCCAUCACCUUGCUGCCUCUGCUGGAAGGGAGAACCACGCUGGGCAGUGGAAGGACCGAUAUCCCUCUGCAGGGCCACGGCAUCUCAGCUCAGCACUGCUACAUUGACAACCAAGCAGACAGCAUCACCUUGUACCCAUGUGGAAACCAGUGCUCUGUAGAUGGUCUUCCCAUCACCAAACCCUUUCGCCUGACACAAGGGUGCAUGCUGUGCUUUGGUCAGUCUGUCUUUUUCCGCUUCAACCAUCCAGAGGAGGCCCUGCGGAUGAAGAGCCUGCUGCCCGGAGGAAGCCAAGGACUGAGCACGACAAGAACUCAUCCUACAGACUCUCAAAGUGUCCUGAACGGGAACCAUCGGUCUUUUUCGAGCAACGGUGACUCCACAAUUAGCAACAUAUCAAAGAACCUCCAACACUCUUUGGUGCUGCAGGCUGGAUCUAUUAAACACCCUAUUCCUCAGCCCUCUCAUCCAAGCAUGCUCAAUGGGAGAAACGGCUCCAUGACCGAGGACUCCAUUUAUGAAAACAGCAGCAGCUUUCUGGGCCAGAACCUCGGGAACAAAACCAACCACACUCCUGUCCCCCAUCCACGGACCUCACUCUCUGUGGCCUCAAGCGCUAGGAGUGGUGCUCAGUGGGCCCAGGAGAGCCCAACGCUUCUUAGAAGUGCAAGAGAAGAGGCCACGUCAAGCCCCACACCGCCUAACAGGGGGUCAGGACAGGGCCCAGGACAGGGUCAAGUCCAAUUUUCAACAACAGCUCCAUCCAGCCCUCAAGUAAGAGGUUCUUCCCUACAGAAGAGAUCCCCAAGUCCUAUGCGGGAUCAGCACCUUUCUCAUGUUGAAGUCCCUCAAAGGCUUAGGACUCCAGAGCCGAUCGGGUCCACCAGCCUGAGAGAGCUUCCUCCUCUCAGCCCUUACAUGUCCCGCAGAGCGACUCCAGGAUCGCAGGGCUCGGCUUCCUCCCUCGCCUCACAGGGCUUCACUGUCAAAGGCGUCCCAGAGGGACCCCAGGGCCACCUCAAACUCACAACUACUUCAAAAGAAGAAGUAUUGAGGACAAUGUAUGCCCAGGGUCCACCACCACGCUCUGGGCUGGAGAAGGAGUCUGGAGGCAGGCAGUUAAGGUCUGGCCCGGGAAGUGCCAUCAUAUCAGGCCUGGGUUCUCUGUCUAGUUCAUCUCCUCUUGCUAGCCCUCGUACCAAAAGAAAGACUUCCAUGACAGGAUCCUCCAGCAGAGAACAGAGUCUUGUGAAACCCUAUACCCGCGAACGCAAAAACAGCAUCUCCGAGAUCAGUGACAAUGAGGACGAGUUGCUGGAAUACCACCGCUGGCAGAGAGAGGAGAGGCUGCGAGAGCAGGAAAUGGAGAAACUGGAGCGACAGAGGCUGGAGACCAUCCUCAAUCUGUGUGCAGACUAUAAUCACGAUGACAGUGCUGCGGAGCUGGCUGAGGUGGUGAGGAGUGGGCUGUUGGGGGCGGCUAGAGGAACCUGUUUGAACACAGUGGGGGGGAUGUCCCUUCAGGGAGUAGACAGACCCCAGAGGCUGAGAGAGAACGAUGAGGACACCCAGCGAGAGGAGUCUAGCAGCACAGAGAGCACACACCAAGAGUGUGAAGAGCUGUUAGCCGGUCAGGAGCAGGUCUAUCUGGAGGAGGAGAGGAGCAGGAUCUUGGCCAGGGUUGAUGACUUGAAGCACAGAGUCAGUGAGCUGGAGCUGCAGCUACAAGAGACCAAACAGGAGGUGGAGAUGGAGCAGGCCCUGCUGCAGGCAGAGAGGCGGGCAGAGCAGGAGCAGGCGGAGGCUGAAAAUGAAAUCCUCUCUCAGCUGCAGCUCAAACUCAGCCAGCUGGACACGGCCACCCAGAGAGAGAAAGACAAGGGGAGGGCUAAUGUGUCGGCUGAGCGGAAGGCCCUGGAAAAGCAGAGGAAUGAGUACAAUGAGCUGAAGAGGCAGUUUGAUAAGUGCCCCUUGUCUCUAAGGGAACAGUUACAGGAGCAGCUCAGCAGGGGAGCUGAAGCUCUGGAGUCUGGGACCAAGCAGUUUGAGGAGCUGGAGUUCUGCCAGCUGGAGGAGGAGAGCAGCCUGGAGGAGAAGAAGGAGACUCAAAGCUCACAGCUUCACCAGGAGCGAGCGGAGAAUCAAAGCAGCGUGGCCAAGAGGAAGGAGAAGAUGACCGCUAUGGAGGCACAGGUGAAGCAGUUGGGGUUACAGGCGGCUCAUGACUGUGAGAGGAUGGCUAAAGACAGGACGGUGACUCUGCAGCUGCUACACAAGGAGCAAGACAGGUUGUGUGCCCUGGAGAAGAGGUACCACAGCUUGACAGGAGGGAGACACUUCCCAAAGCCCAACAGCAGCAUGAAAGAGGGAUUUCUACACAUCAGCGAACCUGACCUUGUUUAUGCGGACGGUCCUCCUCAUAGCCCCUGCCCCUCCUCUGCCUCCUUCUCCUCCUCUCACAUGCCCUCCCCUGAACUUUAUCCUGUUAGGCUUCAAGAGGAGUACCUCAGGCUCUCUGAUGUCUAUAGGAUGUAUGGAAAUGCUUCUACGCAGCCUCACUCUUCCUCUCCUGCUGCUCUCCACUGCCUCUCCUUCGCUGUAGGUCCGGCUCUGCCAUGUGAGGAGUACAUCACAGUCAGUCAGUUAAGCCAGAUCUUCGGGAUGCAGAGAGUUGAUUCCUCCUCUUCUUCCUCUAUUCCAUCAUUCCAACUCGCCUCCUCUGAAUCCACCUUCUCGUGCCACUCAGCUGCAUGUGGUCCUUCCUCCUUUCUCUCUGCGCAGAGCCAGCCUGAGCUGAGCGGGAAUGCAAUGCCUCCUAUUAACCUCGAGCGCUGGUACCAGGACAUCAUGGCUGCUGGAGAGCCUCAGUCAUGUCCUCCACCACUGCCUGCAAAGUCUUUUUCCACACGCAGACACAGUCAGCUAUUGAAGUCCAAAUCAGAUGGUGAGGUUGCACAGGUGGCGUCAUGCACCCUGCCGCACUCCAGUGGUGCUGCUCAUGAGAAAAAUGCAUCCACCAAGGGGUUACAGUUUAUGCUGAGAGAGAUGUCACAGACACUAGACAUGGACUCCAGGAGAAGGUUGGCUCUGCAGAGCAAAGACCUGUCUCCGACAGUGCAUCACUCCAUCCUGCACCAUCAGGCGCCGCAUAGUGGCAGCCAGGCGUACGACACCCUGAGCCUGGAGAGCUCAGACAGCAUGGAGACCAGCGUCUCCACUGGCAACUCCGGCUGUACCCCAGAAAGUGCCUCCGGGUUCGAGGCCCAGAGGAUAGAGGAGAUGGAGAAGAUGUUGAAGGAGGCGCAGCAGGAGAAAGCCAGACUGAUGGAGAACCGAGAGAGGGAGGUGCAGGCUCGGCGGCAGAUGUUGGAGGAGGAGCGGAGGAGGCGAGAGGAGGCCGAGAGGAGGCUUCAGGACGAGACAACCCACAGGCUGAGGCUGGUGGAGGAGGAGGUGAAGAUGAGAGAGAAACACUUCUCCCAGGCCCGUCCAAUGACGCGCUAUCUGCCGAACCGCAAGGAGGGGUUUGACUUGCGAGCCCACGUGGAGUCGUCCGGCCACAGCAUCGACACCUGCCCCUUCGUCAUCCUCACAGAGAAGAUGUGCAAGGGCCACCUGGUGAAGAUGGGCGGCAAAAUCAAAUCGUGGAAGAAGCGCUGGUUCGUUUUUGACCGCAUCAAGAGGAACUUCUGUUAUUACGGGGACAAGCACGAGACCAAACUGAAAGGACUCAUUUACUUUCAGGCGAUUGAAGAGGUUUAUUACGAUCACCUACGCAGCGCCAACAAGAGCCCAAACCCGUCUUUGACCUUCUGCGUGAAAACCCACGACCGCCUCUACUACAUGGUGGCCCCGUCCCCGGAGGCCAUGAGGAUCUGGAUGGAUGUCAUAGUAACGGGCGCCGAGGGCUACACACAGUUCAUGAGCUGAGGGACCAGUGGGUGACGGAUCUGGAGGGUGACGAGGACUAAGCGAGCAACACGGACACCUGCAAGCCAACCUGUGCUGCUAUCUGCCGGAGCCCAAGCUGAAAUACAAGACGCGUGGCCCCUUGGGGUGUCAACGGGUGGACGCUUGAAGAGAAUAAUAAUCUGGGGCCUGAUGCCGACGAGCAAAUGAGGGCUUAAUGACCAUUUUACUGAAUUAAUGAGUUGUAUUUAUCUUCCAGCCGCUAUGAGAAGGAAAAGAGUUGUAGCAACGUGCCAUUAGAUCUAUGAAUGGAGCUCUCAAAGUUACCAAAACGUAUUGUUACUAUCAUUUUGGAGGUUUCAGGAGGAACACUUCUUACAUUAUAUAAACUCAAACUGUGUCCACCUUGAAGCCGAUCUACGCAUGCAGUGUUGUCACUCUAAUCGUUGCCUUUUUACCCCCUUUUUGAUACAUUUGUACUGAGUUUAACUUUUCUCAGAGGAAAAAAAUUAUCUCUUGAUAUUUCAAAACACUAAAAAAGUUAACAAAGCAAUAUUUUAGCAAAUAUUCAAAAAUAUUUUAAAAGUCAUAUAUCUUAUUCAAUUAAACUUUACUUGGAGCCAAAUACUUUAUGUAAUGUUUUGUCAGAUUUUUACAACGCAAAUGUUAAUAUCACUAUAGAUUGUGUUAUAUCUUGUUUUAUUCAGGCAUGUAACACAACAUUAAUGUGUCUGUAUUUCCCAUAAAUAGGUCAAAGAAAACCUUCUAUAAGUAUUUUAACAAAUUUCAUAAAUUAUAGUCCUGUAACAAUAUUGUAAAACUACCAUGUACAAGUAAUAAAUAAAGAUAUAUGAUGU